Molecule: messenger RNA, 2557 nt
Organism: Phyllopteryx taeniolatus (common seadragon)
Lineage: Eukaryota; Metazoa; Chordata; Actinopteri; Syngnathiformes; Syngnathidae
Product: cytochrome c oxidase assembly factor 1 homolog
Exons: 6
Coding region: 345-788 (147 amino acids)
Biological process (GO): mitochondrial respiratory chain complex IV assembly; mitochondrial respiratory chain complex I assembly
Cellular component (GO): mitochondrial inner membrane
Source: RefSeq, a predicted model, not a curated record
CCUAGUAUGAACAAAAUUAAUGGCGGCUAGCUUGACUGCUACUUUUCGAGUGGAGGCUGGCUUGACCGCAGUGUUUCGAAGGGCAGUUGGACAGUUGCCGCAUGUUGUAUUUACGUGCGGGGUGGAAUAAAGCAGCCUGCUUGGGUGCUUGGCCUGUUUUGCAGCCUCUCGGUGAUUACACCUGAUCGUGUAAUUGCCCGAUCUACACGAACUUAUCGAAUCGGAUUGUGUGGAGCCGCUUGAUUACCACAAUUGCAAAAAUCGACUUCUGCUUGCUCUUACUGGACACUACAACAAUUCCUCGUAGUUGAAUGGAAAGAGGACCCUUUAUUUGAGAAAACCAUAUGAAGAUGAGGGUUUCCACCAUCAAACUGCAGCAGCUCACCAUAUUCACCACCCUGCUGACUGGAGGGGGGAUUGGCACCAUGUACUACCUGAUGCAGAAGAAAUUUGCAGAGUCAGACUACCACCAAGUGGCCCUCCAGAAGUUGGAAGCAUGUGCGGUCGCCAUGGAGAGUUUGGGAGCUCCACCUUUAAAAAUUCACAACAUCCAUCUGACUGACAGAGACAAUCGAAUAGAUCAGCAAACAGCACAGAUAAAGAUUCCUGUGACUGGCUCAAGAACUGGUGGCUAUUUGUAUGCAUCUUCCAUCAGAGACCCAGACACCAACAGGUGGAGUGUGAAGCUGGCAGUUUUGAGGCUCAAAGACGGGCAGACCUUCAACUUAAUGAACCCUCCAUCAAUUGCGACAGAAUACACUGAAUGCAGUGUGCAGGAUACGGACUGACUGCAUCUACUCAGCAUAACUUCAAGGGGGCCCGGUGGACGACUGGUUAGCAGAUCUGCCUCACAGUUCUGAGGAGCCGGGUUCAAAUCCGGCCUCGCCUGUGUGGAGUUGUGUUGGAAAAAAAAAAAGAAGAUACAGACGUGUGAUGUCAUCUGGAGAGGACCGUUCGGGCUGUCCGUUCUUCAAGGAAAGCUUGAGCUAAUGUUCACAUACUUUAAAUACUGCUAGCAAGCAGACAACAUGACAUUUUGGAGCGAGCUAAAUAGUUACCCAGUGCGAGCACUGACGUUUGUACGUAACCAUUAUGACGGUGUUCUGUUCUCAUAAAGUUUUGAUAAAGAUAUGCCUGAAUAAAUGCCGAAUGAAGGAGACUAAAAUAUAAGUGGAUCGAGGUUUCUCUUGCCCGGACGCAGGUCACCGGGGCCCCCCCCUCUGGAGCCAGGCUUGGAGGUGGGGCUCGAAGGCAAGCGCCUGGAUGCCCGAAAGGUAAUGUGGGUCCCGCUUCCCAUGGAGCCACCACCAGUCCACUCUUACGUUUGAAUCAAUCCAAAAUGUUUUGCUUAUGCGAAUGUAUCAAAUUAUUAGCAGAAGUCAUAAUACACCAAUGAUGGGUGAUUCUCAACCAGCGUGCACAAUAGGGUGUCGUCGGCGCUCUUCAGGUGUGUCGUGGGAAAUUCCAAAAAUAUAUAAAUAUUAUACAUUAUUACAUAGAUAUGGCUCAAAACAUAUAUUUCCAAGAAAUAAUGUAUGUUUGUUCAUCUUUGUGCCAGUGAAGCACAGCGACAGACAGAACAAAUAAAUGCUCCUCUAUUAGAUGGCAAGCAGUAAUUAAUAUAUCCACUUUUUGUGACAUUUUUGUUUGUUGGUGUGCCGUGAGAUUUUUCAUUUUUUAAAAUGUGUGCCUUGGGUCCAUAAAGGUUGGAAAUGACUGGUGUAUAUAAACGCAGACAUCAAUUUUGGCCAGUAAACAACUGAAAAUGUUACCAAAUGUACCUUUAAAGACGGAGCUACGUACAGUAUGCAACAUGCGUAUUCUAACAUUGCCGAGUGUUAAAUCUUCAACUUCAAAAAGGUGUUCAGAACAAACACAAAUGUAUAGAUUGGGAAUCUGGCCAGAGUGAAAUGAGCUCAGCUAAUUUGUGAAAGACACAAUGUUCGCUCUCCUCCCCUUGACAAUGAUGGUCGAGAUCAAAUGUAGCUUAUUACCAAGAAUCCUGUUACAUAACGUCAAAAAAAUCUACUCCAUCUGUCAGAGAAGCUCACUGUUUGGAAAAUGUAGCCUCCUACACAAUCUUAUCGCUGCUAAGCCAAUGUGAAAGGUUCAAGGUUGUAUACUUGUAUGAGAUAUUUCACAUGCAUACUUUAUGAAGUGAGAAGACGGAUUUCCUGUAACUGUUGCACUUUUCUGAAAUCUUUCAUCUGACUGAACAGAUCAUUUGUACCCGUUUUCUUUCUAGCCUUUACAUUUAAACCCUUAAUCCAGGUUUCUGUUGCCUUGCAUUCAUUAUUCAUUUAGCUGAUCAAUUUUGAAAUACAAACAGUAGUGGAGUGCGCUAAGGACCUCGGUGCAUGUUAUUUGAACAGAUUUGACUGCUGCACUAACACUUUUUAUAUGUACAAAGCAUGUAUAUAUAUACUGUAAUUGUCUGUUGGGUGCAAAUGUCAUCAAGUUUGCAUUUGUUUCCAAUAAAUGAUGACUGUUCGGCAUCAUCCCGUGACGUUCUCAUGCGCAUAGCGGGCCCAAAUAAACUUGCUCAUUAUCUCCUGUG